UUCCUGUCAAGUGACAGCUCAGCUGCUUCCUUGUAAUUUUUUUGUUUGUUUGUUUUUUUUCUGAGGAAUGUAUAUGUUAUCGACACUGUCUGUUUUUUCCGUAAUACAGUCUGCUCCUUGAUAACACUCCUCGACGGAAACGGUGCAUCUGUUCGGGAUCAUGUCCUCUUCACAGCACUUCCGGUUGCUUCAUGAAGCUUGAUGAUACGAUUCUUUAAGAUCUGAAGACCAGGAAGAUCACACUGUACCUGGACCAAUCGCAGGAAUCUUAAAGCUCGUGUAAGACUGAAUUCUCCUCUACAGAGAAAAUGUCGAUAAUGGACCACAGCCCCACCACUGGCGUUGUGACCAUCAUAGUGACCCUGAUCGCCAUCGCCGCUCUGGGAGCGCUGAUCUUCGGCUGCUGGUGCUACCUGCGGCUGCAGCGCUACACUCAGUCCGAGGAUGAGGAGAGCAUCGUUGGUGAGGGCGAAACCAAAGAGCCUUUCCUCCUGGUCCAGUACUCGGCCCGUGUUCCUCGGCCAGAUCAUAAGAGCAAACUUGCUCCUACAGGCACCGAGAGUCACAGCUAAUCAUUCUCUUCAGAAAAACCUGCUGCUUGUGGGAAUGGGGUUGAUUCACGGAGGGAUCAAAUUUCUUUGUUCUUUUUAUACAUUACAGAACGUAUAGCACUUCUGUUACCAUCCUGUUGUAAUGAGAACUGGGUUCAGAUCAAAAGCAGAACAAAGCUAACGCAUGUAUUUGUCCAGCUGCUUGUAAAAGUCUCCUUGAAUGUUCUUUGUACUUUGUGGUAGUCCAGUGGAACCCUGUUAUAAUGUGAAACUGGUACAUUUCUGUUUUUUAUUUCUUUUUAAUAUACAUUUAUUUAUCUGCUGGAUUAUGUUCUUGGCUACAGAAACCUUUUAUUUGUGCUGUUUUAGAAGAACUCUAGUUUCAGCCAGAGCUGGCUCUGGUGUAAAGCCGCUAUGUGCACAUGCUCGAUAGAGAAUUAUUGUGUAUUAGUUCAACAAUCCAUUUAAUGUGUCAAUUAAAUCCGUCGUGUGUUGUCGUAGUAUGUGAAUUUAAGAGCUUUCAAAUGCACACACAGUCUCGGAUGUGCCGUCGGAAAGCUGUGUGUGUUCAUAGUGAAGGGUUAAUACUCUCUGCUGUCUCAUUUUUUAGCACGGAAAUUAGAUUCGUGUUUAAUUUCUACACAUGGCGGUAGAUGCUGAUGGAGCUCUGAUCUGCUAAGAAGCCAUCCUGAACGGACGCCAGUGACCGGGUGUCAGUGUGUGGAGAUACACCAGGAAGACCCCCAGAGGUGAUCGUUGCAGUGGCUGAGCACAUUGCUCCAUAUGGAUUUAGAUGAGGUCUCUUAAAGGAUAUCUAAAUAUUUUUUAUAAGUCUUUCACUAUUUUGUCAUGCUGAAAUUGACAUGCGUAUCUUUGUGAGAAGUCGUGAAUUUACUGUAUGAGUGAAUAAAGU
Messenger RNA from Hemibagrus wyckioides, 1464 nucleotides. It is a transcript of the gene snn, whose product is annotated as stannin. Lineage: Eukaryota; Metazoa; Chordata; Actinopteri; Siluriformes; Bagridae. Gene Ontology annotation, cellular component: mitochondrial outer membrane. The coding region runs from base 309 to 572 and encodes 87 amino acids. The transcript is spliced from 2 exons. The record is from RefSeq and is a predicted model, not a curated record.